AUGUCAGCGACAGUCGACCCGAACUUGCGAAUACUCGAGCCUCACGGACUGCCGCUCGCCAUCAUCAUCGUAUCGUCCGUCUUCCUCGUCAUAUCGGUACUAUGCGUCGGCGUACGCACCUGCGUGCGCCUUACCGAGGGCACGUUCGGCGUUGACGAUGGCCUCAUGCUGGCAGGAACUAUCGCGUACGUGCCGUGCGUAGGACUCGCCAUCUACGGGUGCCUCGUUGGCCUGGGAACACUCCAAGCCCAGCUCAACAUGUGGAUGUUCUCCGAAGCCCUCAAGACCUACGUUAUCUGGAUUCUGAUCUACGUCAUCGCCCUCGCCCUCGUCAAGUCUUCCGUCUGCUUCACCAUCCAACGCAUCAUCACGAACGACAAGGGCCUCCGCAUCGCGGUCUGGGUGUUGCUCGGCGUCACGUGGGCGUCCUUCUUCAUCACCUUCAUCGGGACGCUGCUCUACUGCUCGCCGACCUCGGCGCUGUGGACGCCGUCGAUGUUGAUCAGCGGCGAAGGCACGUGCGGGUCCGUCGACAUCUUCGUCGCCAUCGGGCACGUCGCGACGAGCUCGACCAUCGUCACCGAUCUGGCCCUGGUUGUGGUGCCUGCCAUCAUCCUCUGGAGAACGCAGAUGAAGAGGCAGACCAAGUUCCAAGUCUUUGGCCUGCUUUCCUUUGCAUCGGUGGCAUCAAUCAUCACCAUGAUCCGCAUCCCCUACGUCAACAAGUUCAAGGCCCAGCAGGACCUCCAAUUCUGGGUCGCCCACACGGUACUCUGCUCCAACAUCGAGACGGGCAUCGGCUGCAUUGCCUCAUCCAUACCCUCGCUGCGGCGUUUCAUCGCGCGCACUCGCGGCACGACGGAGAUCUCAAAGGCGAGCGGAAGCGGAACCAAGUCGGCGCUCUUCACGAUCGGCAGCAAGCCCCUCGACCAGCGGAGCCGCGAACGCUUCCGCAACCCGACCGACGCGGGCUUCAGCCUGUCGACGGUCCACGGCAGGGGCGACGAGACGUGGGAGCGUCUCCAGGACGGCGACUCGGACAAGGGGGACCUGCUGCCGGUCGACCAGAAGGGCGGCAUCCACGCCCAGUACUCGUACCAGGUCGAGAUCGAGAUGACGCCAAACUCGAGGAGCCCGGAGGGUCGACUGGGCACGAUGGGCUCGACUCGAUGA
This is a messenger RNA of Colletotrichum navitas, 1173 nucleotides long. RefSeq lists its product as uncharacterized. NCBI's taxonomy places the organism in Eukaryota, Fungi, Ascomycota, Sordariomycetes, Glomerellales, Glomerellaceae. The transcript is spliced from 4 exons. Bases 1 to 1173 code for a protein of 390 amino acids. The record is from RefSeq and is a predicted model, not a curated record.